GCAUGAGCCCAAACACAGCAUGGCAAAGUCCAGAGCAGUGCAACCUCCUGUAGGGAGAAGAGUAAGUUUAGAGGCAACCUGCACAAAGGUUUGAUAGGACAGCAGUGAGGUUGAGAGUUCAGAGGUCUCCUGUACUUAUGACCCUUGGGCAAUCUGUGCAGAGCUUGCAGAAGAGCCAGAAGCCAGCUGAGAGCAGAGCAGGGAGAGUAGUACUGCCAGUGCUGCCACACUGCUGUACCCGUGCUGAUCCCCCUGCCUGGGCCAAAAGUCUGCACAGUUGCAACCCCCAGCCCCACUCUCCGGCGCUGUCCCCAGGCAGAGAUCCCGUGGUGAAGCCCAACAUGGCAAAGAGGGUGGCCAUCAUCGGCGGGGGCAGCAGCGGGCUGUGCGCCAUCAAAGCCUGCCUGCAGGAGGGGCUGGAGCCCGUCUGCUUCGAGAGGAGCCGGGACAUCGGAGGCCUCUGGAGGUUUGAGGAGAACCCCGAGGACGGCCGUGCCAGCAUCUACCGCUCCGUCAUCAUCAACACCUCCAAGGAGAUGAUGUGCUUCAGCGACUUCCCCAUCCCCGAGGACUUCCCCAACUACAUGCACAACUCUAAGAUCAUGGAGUACUUCCGCAUGUACGCCCAGCACUUCGACCUGCUCCGCCACAUCCGCUUCAGGGUGUUCCUCAGCACCCGCCGGGGUGCAUGGAUCCUCAACCGCGUUGGAGAUCAGGGCUACCCCAUCGACACCAUCUUAACCACUCGCAUGAAGGUAUUCCUGCAGGGGCUGCUCAGCCCGUCCCUGGCGUGUGACUACAUGGAGAAGAAGCUGAACGCCAGGUUUGACCACACGCAUUACGGCCUGAAGCCAAAGCACAGGGUCCUUCACCAGCAUCCAACCAUCAACGAUGACCUGCCCAACCGCAUCAUUUCGGGCAGGGUGCGGGUGAAGCCAAACAUCCAGGAGUUCACGGAGACAUCUGCCAUCUUCGAGGAUGGCACCAGGGAAGACAUUGAUGUCGUAGUUUUUGCCACAGGAUACAGCUUCUCCUUCCCAUUCCUUGAGGGCUUUGUGAAGGUGGUGGAGAACCAGAUCCCCCUCUACAAAUUCAUGUUCCCUCCGGACCUGGAGAAGCCAACGCUGGCUUUCAUCGGCUUCAUCCAGCCCCUGGGUGCCAUCAUGCCCAUCUCCGAGCUCCAGUGUCGCUGGGCCACUCGCGUCUUCAAGGGUCUGAACGAGCUGCCCCCGCGGCACGACAUGGAGGCUGACAUCAAACAGAAGAAAGAAGCGAUGGCAAAGCGGUACGUGAAGAGCCAGCGGCACACCAUCCAGGUGGAUUACAUCCCCUACAUGGACGAGCUCGCCUGCCAGCUGGGGGUCAAGCCCAACCUGCUCACCCUCUUCCUCACGGACCCCAGGCUGGCUCUGGAGGUGGCCUUCGGUCCCUGCACGCCGUACCAGUACCGGCUGCGGGGCCCAGGUGCAUGGGCAGGUGCCAGGGAGGCCAUCCUGACCCAGCAGCAGCGCAUCAUCAAGCCCCUGCAGACGCGGCACGUGGAGGAACGUCCCUCGGCCCUCGCUGUGCCCCUCAUCUUCAAGGUGGUCGGGGCCGUGGCCAUCCUCGCUGCUGUUUUUGCUUACUUUUAGGUGCCCUGCAAGCAUGAGAGGGCACGGUUUGCAAUGUGCCAAGGGGCUGGCCGGCCACCCCUGCCCCACAGCAGUCUGUGCACCCCAGUGCUGGCAGAAACCCCUGCCUAGCACGGCCCCAUUGUGACCACAGCAUGAGCUCGGGAUGCACAGAACCUCCCCAGCUGCCAAAAUAAAGAUUGGACCCCUGUGCUGUGCCUCUCCCUGUGGAGCUGCUGCCAGGGACAGAGAAAGAAACCUGCUCAUAUGCGGGGUAAAAUCCAGUCCCUCUCAGCCAGCACUCUGGGCUUUUCUGUCCCCUGUAACCCAGUUGUGCCACUGCUGGCACACUCACAGGAAAGCUAAGCAGCAAAGGCACUGCAAACUUCCUAACUGCAUAAAUGCAUUGAACAGCCAAGCAUUGUCCUGUUACUGACAACAUCAUGACCCACUGUGUGCCAGGGGAAUGCUCAUGGGUGUGAGGUCGUCCUCGUGCCACUGGCCCACAGCAGUACACAUCUACACACCUGUGUGUAUCCACGGCAAGACAGCCUUGC
Molecule: messenger RNA, 2167 nt
Organism: Manacus vitellinus (golden-collared manakin)
Lineage: Eukaryota; Metazoa; Chordata; Aves; Passeriformes; Pipridae
Product: dimethylaniline monooxygenase [N-oxide-forming] 5
Exons: 7
Coding region: 138-1631 (497 amino acids)
Molecular function (GO): N,N-dimethylaniline monooxygenase activity; flavin adenine dinucleotide binding; NADP binding
Source: RefSeq, a predicted model, not a curated record